AUGGCGCUGUUUUCUGCAGCGGCAAUAGGAGACGUCCAGAAGAUACAAUCAUUAAUCGACUCAGAAGACAAGUCCGAGGAUUCGAGAGGAGUUGAUGUAAACUGCUCGGAUGCAUCUGGCAAGACACCCCUUCACAUUGCUUCGGCAAACGGACAUUUGCAAACGGUUAAAUGCCUAACCAAUCAUGGAGCAAAGGUGAAUGUAAUCGAUGCUAACCUACAGACAUCGGUUCAUUUAUGUUCAAAGAAAGGCCAUCUUCAUGUGGUAGAGCUGUUAGUGAACGAAGGAGCAGAUAUUAAAAUUGGCGACAAAGAUGGGUUUACAGCUCUUCACAUAGCAUCAUUCGAGGGUCAUGUUGACAUUGUCAAAUACCUUGUUAGUAAAGGGGCAGAGCUGGAGAGACUUGCUAAUGAUUAUUGGACACCUCUACACCUUGCAUUAAAUGGUGGCCAUCUUGACCUUGCAGAGUACCUUUUGACAGAAGGAGCCAACAUUAACUCGUGUGGUGAAGGUGGAUGUACAGCUCUACAUGCUGCAUCACAAACUGGUAAUAUUGAUGGAGUGAAAUAUCUAACUAGUCAAGGAGCAGAGCAAGAUAAGAUCACUGAGGAUGGUUGGACCGCGCUUAGUCUGGCUUCAUUUAGGGGACACCUUGACAUUGUCAAAGUUCUCGUUAACGAAGGGGUAGAGGUUGACAAAGCACUCAGGAACGGGAUGACACCAUUGUGUCUUGCAACAGAAAAAGGCCAUUUGGGUAUUGUCGAAGUCUUACUGAACGUAGGAGCAAAUAUUGAUGACUGUAACCGAGACGGGCUAACAGCACUCCACAUUGCAGCGUCCAAUGGACACGUUGAAAUAGUGCAUCAUCUCAUUAGCAAAGGGGCACAUCUUGACAAAUGUGACAAAACCGAAAGGACACCCUUGUUUUGUGCUUCUCAAAAAGGCCAUAUUGAAAUCGUCGAGUAUAUCGUGAACAAAGGAGCAGGCCUUGAAAUUGGUAAUAAAGAUGGGUUUACAGCUCUUCACAGUGCAUCCCUCAAGGGUCAUCUUGAUAUUGUCAAAUACCUCGUUAGCAAAGGGUCAGACUUGGGGAGACUUGCUAAUGAUUACUGGACACCUCUACAUCUUGCCUUAGACGGUGGCCGUCUUGACAUUGCAGAGUACCUUUUGACAGAAGGAGCCAACAUUAACACGUGUGGUAAACGUGGAUAUACAGCUCUGCAUACUGCAUCACAAACUGGUAAUAUUGAUGGAGUAAAAUAUCUAACCAGUCAAGGAGCAGAGCUGGAUAGGAGCACUGACGAUGGUUGGACCGCGCUUAGUUUGGCUUCAUUCGGGGGACACCUUGAUAUUGUAAAAGUUUUCGUUAACGAAGGGGUGGAGGUUGACAAAGCACUCAAGAACGGGACAUCACCCUUGAGUCUUGCAACAGAAAGAGGUCAUCUGGGUAUUGUCGAGGUCUUACUGAACGUAGGAUCAAAUAUUGAUAGCUGUAAUCAAGAUGGGGGUACAGCUCUUCACAACGCAUCAUUCAAGGGUCAUCUUGAUAUUGUCAAAUGCCUUCUUAGGAAAGGGGCACAGCUUGACAAAUGUAACAAUAACGACAGGACACCCUUGUCUUAUGCAUCUCAAGAAGGACAUCUUGAAGUCGUCGAGUAUAUCAGAAGCAACAAAGAUCGUUAA
Molecule: messenger RNA, 1683 nt
Organism: Strongylocentrotus purpuratus (purple sea urchin)
Lineage: Eukaryota; Metazoa; Echinodermata; Echinoidea; Camarodonta; Strongylocentrotidae
Product: ankyrin repeat domain-containing protein 50-like
Exons: 2
Coding region: 1-1683 (560 amino acids)
Molecular function (GO): protein binding
Source: RefSeq, a predicted model, not a curated record